AUGAUCACAAGUUGUCUUAAAAAAAUCAAAAAAAAGUUCAAUAAAAUGAAUUUUAUUAAUAGAUGUAUUACAGUUAGAAAAUCAAUAACUAAAUUAAAUAAUGGAUUGAUUGUUAAACCAGCAUCAAAUUUAAUAAAUAAAAGAAAUUUUACUUCACCUAUAAAAACAGAAUUUGAUCAAGAAGAAACUGAAACUGAAAUAACCGAAGAAGUUCAACAACCUGCUUCUGUUUUAUUCGAAAAAAAGAUUCAAGAAGUUUCAAAAAAGAUAUCAGAAUUUUAUACACCACAAGUUGAGAAAAUUAAAUUAACACCAUAUGAAACAAAGAAUGUAUCACCAUUAUUGAAAUGUAUUCAUUUAAAUGAUCAAGCCAAUCAAUUAAUUGUUCAAGGUAAAUUUGACGAUGCAGAGACCGUUUUAAUCAGUGGUAUUACAUUAUUUGAAAGUACUAAACAAGGUUCAAUGCCAACAAGAACCUCUGAACUUGGUAUUACAACUGAUCAAUGUUAUGGUUAUUUACUCUCAAAUUUAGGUUAUAUUUAUCAUACUAAAGGUUUAUUCAUGGAUUCUGUUAAAUGUUAUACCAAAUCUUUAGGUUAUUUAGAAUCUCAAGAAGAUUUACCAUUCUUUGGUAACACUUUAUUACAUCUUUCUGAAUUAUUCUCUUUAUUACAAGAUAAUUUAAAAGCAAUUGAAACUUGUAAACAAGCAAUUUCAGUUUUUGAAACUUCAAAAGAUUAUUUAGUUGAUGAUAGAAUUGGUUUAGCAUUAUUAAAUUUAUCAAGUUAUCUUUCAGUUGAAGGUAAUUAUGAAGAAGCAUUACCAUAUUGUGAAAAAGCAUUUUCAUUAUUAGAGAAAUCAUUAGGUAGAAAUAAUGAUAUGGUACAAAAUUGUGCUACAAAUCUUUCAAAAAUUUAUCAACAAUUAAAUAUGAAACAAAAAGUUACAGAAUUAGAUAAAUUAUUUGAAAAUCCAUUAGAAUCAUCUUUAAAAUUUACAUUUGAUUUCGAAAGAGAUUUACCACAUAUUGAUUUAUCAAAAUUAAAACAACAAUGGUCACAACAAGGUCAUCAAAGAGUAUUUGAUAUUGAAGGUUUUUAUAAAUCAUCACUUACAGCAAGAAAAGAAUAUGAAUCAUUCUUAAAUCAAUUAGAAUCACAAGGUGUUAAAUAUGGUCCAGAAACAAGUUCAAUCCUAAAACCUGAAUUAGAAUCUGUCUCAUAUGCACCAGAUGUUCUCAAACAAUGGAAACCUUUAACUAUUUCUUUAAUAAAUGGUGAAAUUCAAAGAACAUAA
Dictyostelium discoideum AX4 is the source of this 1296-nucleotide messenger RNA. RefSeq lists its product as hypothetical. The transcript is spliced from 5 exons. The coding region runs from base 1 to 1296 and encodes 431 amino acids. Lineage: Eukaryota; Evosea; Eumycetozoa; Dictyosteliales; Dictyosteliaceae. The record is from RefSeq and is a predicted model, not a curated record.